Molecule: messenger RNA, 1789 nt
Organism: Aphidius gifuensis
Lineage: Eukaryota; Metazoa; Arthropoda; Insecta; Hymenoptera; Braconidae
Product: FUN14 domain-containing protein 1
Exons: 4
Coding region: 251-844 (197 amino acids)
Biological process (GO): autophagy of mitochondrion
Cellular component (GO): mitochondrial outer membrane
Source: RefSeq, a predicted model, not a curated record
GCAAUAUAGAAAAAAGUGGCGUAGUUGGUCUAUUGGAUUUUAUGAUCUGUCAAGAAACUGUGCAAGAAAAAAAAAAAGUACAGAACAAGCAAGAACAAGUCAGAACAAGUAACAACUUUGAACAACUUGGACCAGCCAACUUGGAUUUAACAAUUUAAAAAAAUUUAAAAACAAUAAAACAAACAAAUUAGGUGAGGUCUUGCAUUCUACAAUAAUUAAAAAAAAAAAAUUAAUUAAACUUAUACUGGCAAUGCCAAAAUUGCCACAACCCUCAAUUUCUGGAGUAAAAAAAUUAAUAAAACGAGUCAAGAUGAGUCAACCCAAGAAGAGUAAAGAAAAUUCAAACAAAGACAUCCAGGAUUUGGAUAUAACAAGCGAGGCAAAAACUUACCUUGAUAAAAUUCUCGGUGAUGUUAGCAAAAAAUCAGCUACAAAACAAAUUCUCAUUGGCACCACAUCAGGAUGGGUAACUGGAUUUUUGGCAAUGAAAGUUGGAAAAGUCGUUGCAUUUUCAGUUGGUGGUGGAAUAAUAAUGCUUCAAAUUGCUGCCAAUCAAGGUUACAUCAAAGUUAAUUGGGAUAAAAUACAGAAAAAUGCUGAAAAAUUAUCAGACAAAGUUGAAGAAAAAAUCACUGGUGAAGGACCAAAUCUCAUGGACAAGGUUGAUAGAUUCGUAGACAAGAAAUUGGACAAAGCUGAAAAAUUAUUAAAAAAUGGUGAAUCAAAAGCACGUCGUUGGUAUCAUGGAAUAAAUGGUUCAAAUGUAUUUAGACCAAAUGAAGUACAUUUUUUCUUAGGAUCAUUCGUCGCAGGUGUUGCGAUUGGUUUGGCGACUGCCAAGUAGGUAAUGGAUUGCUGCACCUUGAGUAUCAAUAAAAGAUCCAGUGUGCAGUAUACUCCCGUUGAUAAAAUUGUCAUUAAAAGAAAUGACAUUGAUAAUAUUGAUGAUAUAUUGGAAGAGAUGAGAAAUAAGUUUGAUCAUCUUAGACAAUGGCUUACUCAUUAUAUGCAAUUGUAUAUGUAAAAUGAUAAAUCAAUAUUUAAAAAAAAAAAAAAAUCAUCAAGGGAAAAACACUGGUGACAUUAUUGAGCCAUCAUUGAUUUAUAUAAUUUUUUUUUUCUUCAAAUUAUCAAACAAUGAUGGUAAUCCAAACACAAGAUGCAGCAAACGAUAAAUAAUUUUCAAUAGAUGUAACACAUGUUCAGCAUUAUCUAAUUAUCAAAUUACUCAUUAUUAGUAUUAAUUGACAGUGUUAUAAUUAUCGCACACUCAUCAAUCAAUACACACACAUGAACACUUAAAUACCAAUUAAAUAUGAAAGUAUCAUUAUUUCUUUAAGCUACGUCAUUUUUUUUUUUUUUUCUUGUAAUAUGACCUAGUCAAAGAAAUUUCUCCUAAUCAAUUUAAUUUAUUUUCAUUUUUUUCUUUUUAUAAACUUUUUUUUUUAUGUUAUACUUAAUUUUUUUUUUUUUUGAUUAUUUUUAUUUUUUGAAAUAACUAUCAAGUUAUUAUUUUUUUUUUUUUUUCUAUUUAUUGUGAUAAAUUUAGUUCAAUUGAAAUUUUAUCAUCAAUCACUUAGUAUUUAUAAUGAAAAUAAUAAUAAUUUAUGUAUUUAUUGGAAUUAUUAAUGUAGAAUUAAUCAAUUGUUGAUUAGUAUUUUAAUAGUCAUAUAAAUACAUACUUGGAGAUAAAAAAAUAAAAAAAAAAAAAAGCGAAAUAUUGGUGUGUAAAAAAAGUAUAAAAAUAUGUAAUCAAUGUAAGAAUAAAUAAAAUUGUAUAAGAAAAAAU